UGUCCAAAAUGUAAAUAUUAACAAUUUUGAGGAAAUGGCACACACAAUUAUUUCCAUACCACUGAAAACAAUUUAUAUAUUUGAAAACAUAGUGGAUAUAAUUUAUUUUCGGGCUUUAAAUAGACCCGAUUUUACAGUUUUAUAUGCAAAGUUAUGUGCAUACAUGGCCAAUCAUGCUGCAUUUAAUAAACUUCACAAUUCUAAAACUACUUUUCAAAAUGUUUUAGCACAAAAAAUCUUCGAUAUGUUUACCUCAUAUUAUACUCGUACUCCUCAGAAUGAAGUACAUAAAUUGAAAAAAAAUUUUAUGAACAGUAAUAUGACCCCAUCUUUUUUCAAGAAUAUAUUGAAUAGUUUUCAUUUCCAAUAUUAUAAAAGGUCUUUAGCCCAUUGCAAGUAUGUUUUCAAGUAAAAUUAAUUAAUA
Sipha flava (yellow sugarcane aphid) is the source of this 424-nucleotide messenger RNA. RefSeq lists its product as uncharacterized. The record is from RefSeq and is a predicted model, not a curated record. NCBI's taxonomy places the organism in Eukaryota, Metazoa, Arthropoda, Insecta, Hemiptera, Aphididae. The coding region runs from base 35 to 412 and encodes 125 amino acids. The transcript has 3 exons.